Messenger RNA from Physcomitrium patens, 5579 nucleotides. RefSeq names its product putative phospholipid-transporting ATPase 4. Gene Ontology annotation, cellular component: plasma membrane. The record is from RefSeq and is a predicted model, not a curated record. Gene Ontology annotation, molecular function: ATPase-coupled intramembrane lipid carrier activity; ATP binding; magnesium ion binding. NCBI's taxonomy places the organism in Eukaryota, Viridiplantae, Streptophyta, Bryopsida, Funariales, Funariaceae. Gene Ontology annotation, biological process: phospholipid translocation.
CAGUACUGCCCCUCGAUCGCGACCAGACAUUCUGCUUUCCCCCCGCUCGCGGCAUCGUUCACCAAAAUGUACCCAUGCUGCUGCUGUUGCGGAGCAGCAGCGCCUCACUCCAACUUUCUGCUUCUAGAACCGUAGCUUUACAGAAGUAGAUAAUUCGCAACACAUCACGAGGAAGUCAGGCGGAAGGUGUGUGCGUGUGUAGAAGGCGCGUUUUGGUUUACCGCGGGUUGGGGGAGUAGCAGUCGGGGUAGGAGGCCAGAGGAAGGGGCGGAGAGCGAGAGAGAGAGAGACAUGGUAAUGGAUACGUAAAAGGGGCUUAGUAGUCAUUUAAUGCGGUUGAAGGCUGAGAUCAAUGCACGGGCUCGCAGGGGGAGUGAGUGAUUCGAGAGUGUCGAGGCGGGGCCAUUCUCGAAUGGUUGUAGUUGGUGAGGGUUCGUGGAGAUUGCCGGUAAUGUAGCUUGGGAUGUUUACUCUGGAUUAAGCAGCAGCCACCUCAUGUAUUUGUCUUUUGAAUUCUUUUUUUCUCGUGUGAGAUCUGGAGCUGCGGUUGUUGAGGUGAUCAGAUCUGAGUGAGUGAGGGUGUGGAUAUGGUGUUUGUGUGAUCGGGAGCGAAAAAAGUGACGCAGAGUGACCUCACGCUUUGCAACCAAGAGCUUGACAGCAGCGCGUCUUCUUGUAGCAGCUCGUGGGACAAUUCUUCUCUUCCUGCCCCUGCAGAAUGUGAAAGAGGCAAUAUCACGCCCUUUUUGUGUUUGUCAUGAGAUUCGAGCAGAGGAAUUCUUGUACAUUUCCAGGCUGAGGGGUAUCCAUUCCUUAGUUUUUGAUUGUCCAAGUUCGAAGAUAAAAUCUGUAAUUGAUUUGACUUGAAGGAACAAUUCGACGACACGAGAUCGGGCUCUGUGGGGAGCUCGAGAUUUUUUCCUACCUUGAAGGUGUUGUGUGCUAGAUUAAAGCUCUUCAGUGUGAGUCUCUGUGAAAUUGGACUCGCUGUGGCCGAGGAUUCAAUAUCAAGAGGUAGGGUUGAGGUAGGGUUGAGGGUGGGGAAACAUGGCAAGAGGUAAAAACAGAUUGCGGUUUAGCAAGCUCUACACAUGGGCGGGAUGUCUCAGACCACAGUCGCCGCUAGAGCGGCAGCAAUCUAUGUCCGUAGGGGGACCGGGAUUUUCUCGCGUGGUGUUUUGCAACAAUUCUGCAAAGCAUUUGCAGAAACCUUACCGUUACAAGAGCAACUAUGUAUCAACCACCAAGUACAAUGUAGUGACCUUUCUACCGAAGGCCCUGUUUGAGCAAUUUCGUCGAGUUGCCAACAUGUACUUUCUUCUUGCUGCCAUUUUGGCUCUUACUCCCGUGUCACCCUACUCCGCUGCUAGUCUCAUCGCUCCCCUCGUUUUUGUCGUUGGGGUGAGUAUGUGCAAAGAAGCGCUCGAAGAUUGGCGUCGCUUUAUACAGGAUAACGAGAUAAACAAUAGGAAAGUAAAGAUACAUGUAGGAGAGGGAAAAUUCGAAAAGCGUGAAUGGAAGAAAGUUAAAGUUGGAGAUAUUGUGAAAGUCGAAAAGGACAGUUUCUUCCCAGCCGAUCUCCUGAUGCUCUCGUCAGGUUUCCCGGAUGGCGUGUGCUACGUGGAAACCAUGAAUCUGGAUGGCGAGACAAAUCUGAAACUGAAGAAGUCUUUGGAGCGUACUGUGGAACUAGACGAAGACCAUGAAUUUGCAACCUUUGAGGGAAAAGUUCGCUGUGAAGAUCCCAACUCUAGCUUGUACACAUUCAUUGGAAAUCUUGAGUAUCAUGAAGAAGUGCUUCCAGUGGGGCCGCAACAGAUACUAUUGCGAGACUCGAAGCUUCGGAACACGCCCUUCAUCUACGGGGUGGUGAUCUUCAGUGGUCAUGAAACAAAGGUGAUGCAGAAUGCCACUGAUCCACCUUCCAAACGGAGUAGAAUUGAGCGGAAAAUGGACAAGAUCAUCUACCUCCUAUUUCUUGUGCUGUUGUUUAUAUCUGUAGUCGGAUCAAUCGCCUUCGCUGUCAGGACGAAGUUCAAUAUGCCAGAUUGGUGGUACUUGCGGCCUCGUGACACGGAUAUGUACUACGACCCUAAUCAAGCAUUUCUGUCCGGGUUAUUGCACUUGAUCACAGCAAUGAUACUCUACGGGUACCUGAUUCCAAUAUCUCUGUACGUUUCUAUCGAAGUCGUGAAGGUCCUCCAGGCGCGGUUUAUCAAUAAUGAUAUCCAGAUGUACUAUCCAGAAACUGAUCAGCCAGCUCGAGCCCGCACAUCGAAUCUUAACGAGGAGCUUGGUCAAAUUGACACUAUCCUUUCUGAUAAGACUGGAACCCUCACAUGCAAUCAAAUGGAGUUUAUUAAAUGCUCAAUCGCAGGGACUGCUUAUGGUCGUGGUGUUACUGAAGUGGAAAGGGCAACUGCUCGUAGACUCGGUAAAGAUCCUCGGGUACUGGGAGACGCCAGUAUCGUUGAAGAGGGAGAGAGGAGUUUAGGCGGCGAUGGAUCAGAUGUUGAAAUGCGACCUAUGUCAGCAAAGCCACAUGUGAAAGGUUUCAACUUGAAGGAUGAGAGGCUUCAGGAUGGGCACUGGAUGGAUCAACCAAAUGCAGAGGAGAUACGAAUGUUCCUCAGGAUUCUCGCUGUGUGCCAUACUGCUAUUCCUGAAGUGGACGAAGCAACAGGAACUAUAACCUAUGAGGCUGAGUCACCCGACGAGGCUUCUUUUGUUGUAGCAGCACGAGAACUUGGUUUCGAGUUUCUGAGACGUAAUCAAAGUAGCGUAAUAGUAAAGGAGCCCGGACCUAACAGAGUCCCAGUAGAGCGGGAGUACAAUAUUCUCAACUUGCUGGAGUUCAACAGCACACGCAAGCGCAUGUCCGUUGUUGUGAGGGACGAAUCCGGCCAAAUUUUGCUCAUGUGCAAGGGUGCCGAUAGUAUAAUUUAUGAUAGAUUAGGAAGGAAUGGGAAACAAUACUGGAAUGCAACCAAGGCCCAUUUAGCCAAAUAUGGCGAUGCUGGUUUACGUACUUUGGCUCUCUCGUACCGUAAAUUGGAGGAGUCUGAGUACGAACAAUGGAAUGCGACAUUCACUAAGGCCAAAACCACAAUUGGCCCAGACCGUGAUGAGUUGCUGGACAAGGCCUCAGAUAUGGUGGAGAAAGAUCUUAUCCUUGUUGGCGCAACCGCCGUGGAGGACAAAUUGCAGAAAGGGGUCCCAGAAUGCAUUGACAGACUUGCUCAGGCAGGUCUUAAGAUUUGGGUGUUGACGGGAGACAAGCAAGAGACUGCCAUUAAUAUCGGGUUUGCAUGCAGCUUAUUGCGACAGGGAAUGCACCAGAUUAUUGUCGGUCUGGAAACACCUGAAAUGAGGGCUAUUGAGGAAAAUGGGGAUAAGAAUCAGAUAGCCAAAGCCGCUAGGGAAAGUAUAACUCUUCAAUUAGCAACCGGCAACCAUCAGAUAAAUUUGGAUACUGAUGAUGAUAAUCCUCAUGCUUUGAUAAUUGAUGGAAAGUCUCUGAUGUAUGCACUUGAAGAUGGCUUGAAGCACGAGCUGCUCAAUCUCGCAACCCAAUGUGCAUCUGUUAUCUGCUGCCGGGUGUCUCCAAAGCAGAAGGCCAUGAUAACCAGGCUUGUUAAGGAAGGAACAGGAAAGGCAACCCUCGGGAUUGGAGAUGGUGCUAACGAUGUUGGCAUGAUCCAAGAGGCUGACAUAGGUGUUGGUAUUAGUGGCGUUGAAGGCAUGCAGGCAGUAAUGGCGAGUGAUUUUUCGAUUGCCCAGUUUAGAUUUUUAGAGCGUCUACUCAUUGUUCAUGGGCAUUGGUGCUACAAGCGUAUUGCUCUGAUGAUUGUUUACUUCUUCUACAAAAACAUCACGUUUGGACUCACCCUCUUUUAUUAUGAAGCAUUUACAACCUUCUCUGGGCAAACUGCCUACAAUGAUUGGUACACUUCACUUUUCAAUGUGUUCUUCACAUCUCUACCAGUAAUUGCGUUGGGGGUGUUCGAACAAGACGUCUCCUCUCGAGUCUGUUUGCAGUUUCCAGCUCUGUACCAGCAAGGUCCUAGGAAUAUGUUCUUCACGUGGAGUCGCAUUCUGGGCUGGAUGGCGAACGGGGUCUACAGCUCCCUCGUGGCUUUCUUCUUCACCACGGCGGCGGUAGAAAUAGAGGCCUACAGGAAGGACGGGCAGCUUGCAGGAAUUGAAGAGCUCGGAGCAGCCAUGUAUACAUGCGUGGUGUGGGUCGUCAAUGUGCAAGUCGCGAUGGCAUUGAGCUACUUCACCUGGAUUCAGCAUGUCUUCAUCUGGGGCAGUAUUGCCCUAUGGUACGUCUUCCUUGUAGCAUAUGGCGCCAUCAACCCCACUCAAUCGACCACGGCGUACAAGGUGUUUGUGGAGACGCUUGUGGACUCUCCCAUGUACUGGUUCAUCACCAUCCUGAUCCCAGUCGUAUGCGUCCUGCCCUACGCCGUGUAUCAGGCCUACCAGCGGAUGUUCCAUCCAAUGGACCACCACCUAAUCCAGGAAAUUCAUUAUCUUCAGAAGCACAUCACGGAUCCUGACAUGUACAAGCAAGAGAGGACCAAGGCAGUGGAGAAGACACACCAAGGUGUUUCAUCUCGAGUUCGGGCGAGCUUGAGCAUGGAGCUGACGAAGCAGCGAUUCUAUGGAGACGGUCACCUGCAGUCGACUGGAGAGAAGCAGGACUCGAUGCCGAGGCAUGUGGACAAUCGACUUGAGAGUCCUCUUAUCAAUGGAAGUCUUGAUAAGACGCCUCGAAAUAAUUUUUCCUACAAGGUUUAAUUUUUGUAGAAAAAUUUGAAUCAUCAGUCUUUCUCUCUUCCCACUCAAGAGUCUUAAAUUUCGUGUUUAAUACUUUUAAUGCAGACUAAGAACUCCAGAACCAGCUUAGCCAGCCUUAUCCCCAUGUACCAUAGUUAAAUGAUUAUGCAGUUAUGGGUACCUUUACGUCCAUGGGCAGUGUAUUUUUACACUCCAAACUGCCUUGAAUUCCCAGAGUUAACAAAUUCUUUGAAUAAGGAGUUGAAUGAUAUUAUUUCCGGCAGCCAGCCUGCUGUCAUAUUGCAAGGAGACCAGGUCUUGUGCUCACUGUUGACAUUCCUGUUUUGAAGCUAUUACUAGUUCUAUUCGUUGACAUUGCCCCUUUUGUAGGACAGGGGCAUCCAUUAAAUGAUAGUUUAGCUCCACAUUUCUGGAUGGCUUUUAGUUGAUCUGUCCAACCUGGUUGCAGUUCAACAUGCCCUUCUAGGUUUUUUCAUCGGUGGUGCAGCAGCAGUGGCAAGCUUUGGAUUAUUCGAAACACCUCUCUACUCCAGUGUGGGGGCAUGUCUGCUGCUUUCGAGGUCAGAUCACCAGGUUGGCUCUGCAUGUUUGGAAGCAGAGACUUCUCAACUUCCACCUACAUGACAAUUCCAACACCUUUCCUCUAAACGCUUUACACUUGACAGAUCAACUACAAUGGAGCUACUGGUUACUCAAUCUUGUUUGUUCUUGCUUGGUGAAAUUGCUUGGAGAACAAAAGUUCACCAACCCUGAUUAAACAAUAUCUUUUUACAACA